AUGUUUAACCUCUUCAUUGCACAGAAGACACAGCUGAAGCCUUCAGAGGUUGAACGACUUGGGAGAAGAUUAAAAUUGAUCCUGUACCGUUUUCUUAUUGUUCCUAUUUACAAUGAAUUGAUGUUGUAUCGCAACUGCCUUUGUUCUGUAGGCGAACAGGGUAAAAUAGGAGUGGUCUUCAACAUUGGCACAGUGGAUAUCUCCAUCAAAGAGGAGAGUACCCCAGUAAAUGACGGCAAAUACCAUGUUGUGCGUUUCACCAGGAAUGGCGGCAAUGCCACACUUCAGGUCGACAACUGGCCAGUGAAUGAACAUUAUCCCUCAGGCAACACUGAUAAUGAACGCUUCCAAAUGGUAAAACAGAAAAUCCCCUUCAAAUAUAACCGGCCUGUAGAAGAGUGGCUGCAGGAAAAAGGCCGGCAGUUAACCAUCUUCAACACUCAGGCGCAAAUAGCCAUUGGAGGAAAAGACAAAGGACGUCUCUUCCAAGGUCAGCUCUCUGGGCUCUAUUAUGAUGGCCUGAAAGUUCUGAACAUGGCAGCUGAGAACAACCCUAAUAUUAAAAUCAAUGGUAGCGUCAGGCUCGUGGGAGAAGUACCAUCUCUCUUGGGGACAACACCUACAACUUCCAUGCCACCAGAAAUGUCUACCACUGUCAUGGAAACCACCACUACAAUGGCAACCACUACUACUCGAAAGAAUCGCUCCACAGCCAGCAUUCAGCCGAGUCUGAGCUUUGAAAUCACUUUUUCAUUAACUUUGGUGGACACGGUGAACCCAGAAUGA
Molecule: messenger RNA, 786 nt
Organism: Trichosurus vulpecula (common brushtail)
Lineage: Eukaryota; Metazoa; Chordata; Mammalia; Diprotodontia; Phalangeridae
Product: neurexin-3-beta-like
Exons: 5
Coding region: 1-786 (261 amino acids)
Source: RefSeq, a predicted model, not a curated record